AAAAAACAAAAAAUAUUAAUAUAAUUUUUAAAAAAAUAAUAUGAGUUUAUAAUAAGAUUACGAUUAUUUAUUUAAAUUAUUGCUAAUAGGAAACUCUUCUGUCGGUAAAUCCUCAUUGCUUUUACGUUUUUCAGAUAAUAUAUUUAACGAAUGCUUUUUACCAACAAUUGGUGUUGAUUUUAAAAUAAGAACAUUUGAUAUUCAAGGAAAAGCUGUGAAAUUAUAAAUAUGGGAUACUGCAGGUUAAGAGCGUUUUAAAACAAUUACUUCUUCAUAUUAUAAGGGUGCUCAUGGAAUAAUAUUAGUUUAUGAUAUUACUGAUAGAUAAACAUUUAAAGAUAUAGAUAAUUGGCUUGCUGAAGCAGAUAAAAAUGCAAAUGAAAAUGUAGUGAAAUUACUUGUUGGUAAUAAAAUAGAUUUAGAAAAUAAAAGAUAAGUCAGUUUUGAUGAAGGAAAGGAAUUAGCUGAUUCUUUAGGAAUAAAAUUUAUUGAAACUUCAGCACUUACAGCAAAUAAUGUUGAAAAUGCAUUUGUCACUUUAGCUACUGAAAUCAAAAGUAGAGUUUAGAAAACUACAGAUAACAAAAAUAAUAAUGCAGCCGGAUAAGGAAAAACCAAAAUUAAAGCAGGUGAAGAUAUUAAUAAGAAAAAAUCACAAGGAGGAUGUUGUUGAAAGUUUUUUUAUUUUUUUUAAAUAUAGAGAAGUUUUAUAAAUAUUAUAUAUUCAUAGUAUUUAAAUUGUUUUUUCUUAUUUUUUUUUAAUACUAAUAAUACAAAAUGAAUAAUAAAAAAAAAUAGUUCUUAUUUUUAAUAGAGAUUUUUU
Molecule: messenger RNA, 823 nt
Organism: Ichthyophthirius multifiliis
Lineage: Eukaryota; Ciliophora; Oligohymenophorea; Hymenostomatida
Product: ras oncogene family protein, putative
Exons: 2
Biological process (GO): protein secretion; regulation of exocytosis
Molecular function (GO): GTPase activity; GTP binding
Source: RefSeq, a predicted model, not a curated record